CGGGAAGAGGUCCCGUCCUUACCGGGCUAUUCACCUUAGCCGGGCGCGAGCUCCCGCUGUUCAGCCUUAGGUGGGCCUUUGCUCCGUUGUGGGCGGGGUAGGAGUUCCCGGCCCGUCGUCUUGUCUCCUGGUGAGGCUGUCCGCUUUUUCCCACGUGGCUGCCUCGCUCCACACCGACCCUCAUUGUGCCUAUGGCGGCGGCUGCCCCGCUCACAACCUUCGGGCAGGCAGUGAUCGGCCCGCCCGGCUCAGGAAAGACCACGUACUGCUUGGGUAUGAGUGAGUUCCUGCGCGCGCUGGGCCGGCGCGUGGCGGUAGUGAACCUGGACCCGGCCAACGAGGGGCUGCCGUACGAAUGCGCAGUGGACGUGAGCGAGCUGGUGGGGCUGGGGGACGUGAUGGACGCGCUACGACUGGGGCCCAACGGCGGCCUGCUGUACUGCAUGGAAUACCUGGAAGCCAACCUGGACUGGCUGCGUGCCAAGCUCGACCCCCUCCGCGGCCACUACUUCCUCUUCGAUUGCCCCGGCCAGGUUGAGCUGUGCACACACCACGGUGCCCUGCGUAACAUCUUCUCUCAGAUGACUCAUUGGGACCUCAGGCUGACUGCUGUUCACCUUGUGGAUUCUCACUACUGUACAGAUCCAGGCAAGUUCAUUUCAGUACUGUGCACCUCCCUGGCCACCAUGCUGCAUGUGGAGCUGCCCCACGUCAACCUCCUUUCCAAGAUGGACCUCAUUGAGCACUAUGGGAAGCUGGCCUUCAACCUGGACUACUACACAGAGGUCCUGGACCUCUCCUAUCUGCUUGACCACCUGGCUUCCGACCCUUUCUUUCGCCACUACCGCCAGCUUAAUGAGAAACUGGUACAGCUCGUUGAAGACUACAGCCUGGUCUCCUUUAUCCCUCUGAAUGUACAGGACAAAGACAGCAUCCAGAGAGUCCUUCAGGCUGUGGAUAAAGCCAAUGGCUACUGUUUUGGGGUCCAAGAGCAGCGAAGCCUGGAGGCUAUGAUGUCAGCUGCAGUAGGAGCCGACUUCCAUUUCUCCUCCACACUGGGCCUCCAGGAGAAGUACCUGGCACCCUCCGAGCAGUCAGCCGAGCAGGAAGCCAUGCAGCUGUAGCAGCUCACUGCGCUGGCCGCAAGAUGCACAAGCAGCACUGGGGAGCGGGAAGGCUCCUGGCAAGCAGCAGGCCGCAGACCCGAGGUCCAGUCUUCGCCGCAGCAUGAGGAGCUGGCGCGGCACACUCAGCUCUGAAGAGGACUCUGGACAGAAAGCCAGACAAAGGGCAGAGCAGCCACCAUGCCGCUGCUCUGUGGUGUCCUUCAGCCCAGGGCCCUGCGCCCAGGAGGUGCCGCCCGACAGUGUGAACCAUCUCCACUUGGAUUGGGCUGCAGUGUGCUAUAAUGCAAGAGUUUACUUUCUACUUGCUGUGCCUUCCAAACUCUUCUUCAGUCCUCCAGGCCCAGGGGUUGGGGCAGAAAAAGGGACAUCACUGUCCCUAUGGAGAAUCUCUUCUCCACACCAAUCAUUGCUUCUCCAGCACACAGAACCCUUUCCGUACUCUCCUGUGAUGUGGUGUUAAUAUUCAGUUUUAAGAGGAAGCCUCCAGCUGAGUCUUCACAGGUAACGCUUCCUGGCUAAUCUAUACUUAAUGUUUUUUGUUUUUAUUGUAUUUAUUUCAUGUUAUCCUAUUUCCAGCAAGUGUUAACGAGUCAAGGUUUAAAGAUUAAAAGCUUACUUCAGAA
Molecule: messenger RNA, 1750 nt
Organism: Octodon degus (degu)
Lineage: Eukaryota; Metazoa; Chordata; Mammalia; Rodentia; Octodontidae
Gene: Gpn2
Product: GPN-loop GTPase 2
Exons: 5
Coding region: 192-1124 (310 amino acids)
Cellular component (GO): cytoplasm
Molecular function (GO): GTPase activity
Source: RefSeq, a predicted model, not a curated record